This is a messenger RNA of Serendipita indica DSM 11827, 1029 nucleotides long. Lineage: Eukaryota; Fungi; Basidiomycota; Agaricomycetes; Sebacinales; Serendipitaceae. The record is from the annotation of a GenBank genome assembly.
AUGCCCCCGGUGCUGAAGGAAAUGGGCAUAUACCAGUUAUGCGGCAAGAUCAGGCUCCUGGCAACUACGACCCAUAGGCAAGCAGGCGAUCUGACAAACGGUGUCUCAAACCCUCCGGAACCGAAGUCGCCAAACGGUGGAUUAAAGCGUGGAUUAAACAUCAAGAAAGCGCUUGAACUUAUCUACGAGGGCUUAUUAAAAAUAGAGGAGCGGCACCGUGACCGGGACCCCAUGGCUAGCGCUGGACCAAGGUACAAAGAAGAACAAGCCGUUUUCGAUAAGUAUGCUCCAUUACUAUGUGUAAGUGCAGUCAAUGCCAGAGAGCGAUGUAAUAUCGACACUUUCUCCAAGGCCGACGAAGGCCAUGAUCAAAUGGACCUCUCAAAUGCCAAGAAAGAGGAUGCGCAGGAAGUUAACAUGCUGGAAUUAUCUGCAAGCCUGGGGUCAGGACAAAAUUCUAAGGUUUCACGCCAAGAUAUACAGCUUUACAAUAUGGACGAUCAUAGUAAAGACCCUAUUCCUCUUCCUAAGCAUGUUACUAAUGGAUACGAGGUCAAUUACACACUAAUUCAGUAUCACAAGACGAAUAAAAUACCAGGAAAUUUCUCAUUCGCGGUAUGGGGCGAGUUUCCCGCAUCCAUCAAUGAUCGUUCUAAACGGCUGUGGCGGUUGCAUGGGGACGGAGAGAUAUCCGUAGACAUCUCUCAGAUAUACUUCAUCAAUAUUGCUAUCUCAGGGGGACGUCGUUGGUACACAGUCGUGACAGUGAAGAAUGGCGAGGACGAGAAACCGUUUGCUGUUGACGUACCUCUAGCGGGCAGUCCAGUUUGCUGCCCACAGGAUUGCCGGAGCAUUCGGGAGCACCUUGAAAAGGUCUGGGAAAAGGAGCCUUGGACGGUGGAGGACAUCUAUCCGGUCAGAAAGGAAGACAAAGCCAAAAUCCCAUAUCUACGCUUCAACGAGGCCACGGUACCGGCAGACGAGAAUGCUCUCUACGUCAUUGUCAGCCCAAAGUCCUCGCCCGCAUAG